Lathyrus sativus (Indian pea) is the source of this 297-nucleotide messenger RNA. NCBI's taxonomy places the organism in Eukaryota, Viridiplantae, Streptophyta, Magnoliopsida, Fabales, Fabaceae. The record is from the annotation of a GenBank genome assembly.
AUGUCAUCUCGUGUGCUCAAAAACCUCAUCGCCAUGCUGGAGGCUGAAGAAGCCGAAGCUGCAAAAUCGGACAACCAUGGUACUGCUAACGCAUUUAACAACCGUGGUAGCGGAAACCAAGACUUCUCCAGUGCCAGAAUCAACAGCGGUUCAAAUUCCGGGGACCGAAAGAAAUACCGCACCACCAACAAUCAUGGAGAGCGUACCGUAAAAAACAGUGGUACUUUCUAUGGUAAUGGCAAUGGAGGGUAUACUGAGGGUAACUCUGACGCAUCCACAAGGAACAUUUACAAAUAG